CAGAGACUGCGAAAACGACAAUCUCCCAUAGCAAAACCAAGACUUUUAUCAAUUUGCUUUUGACACUGAAUGUCUUCUCACAAUUUCCAAAGAAUGAGAAGAAGGCGUAACGGAUCAGCUUCUAUAGAGGAGACUUUGUCAAUGUGGAAGAAUCAAAAGCAAGAGCUUAAUGCUACUUUAGAUGGCGGGAUAAAGAAAAAAACAAGAAAAUUUCCUGCUCAAGGUUCUAAAAAAGGUUGUAUGAGAGGUAAAGGUGGACCAGAGAAUUUAGGGUGUAAAUACAGAGGUGUUAGGCAAAGGACUUGGGGAAAGUGGGUUGCUGAAAUUAGAGAACCUGUUUAUAAUAGCAAUGACUAUGAGUAUCAUAGUAAUGGAAAGAGACUUUGGCUUGGUACUUUUUCUACAGCUAUUGAAGCUGCUAUUGCUUAUGAUGAGGCUGCUAAGGCUAUGUAUGGCCACAAUGCUACACUUAACUUCCCUGAUUACUGUGUACAGAAUUCCGAAUUAGCUAAUUACUCCACGAGUGUUUCUAUUGCGCAAACAACUUCAUCAAGAAUUGAACCUGACUUACAAACAUCAGAUGAUGGUAUGGUUGCAAUUACAGAUGAAAAAACUAUUUUGGAUGAUCCAACGAAUUUAUGUUCCGAUGGUAGAGCUGAUGGGGCACAGCAGGAUUCUUCUGUUUGUUGCUUGAAUAUGGAAUCAGUAGUAAUGGAAAUGGACGAUUCUUUAGACGAUAUAAAAGGUUUGAAUUGCAGCACAGGAAUUGAUUCAGAGCCAAUUCUCGAGCCUACAAGUUCUUGUGUUAAAGUUGAGACACCCUCGGACAAUGACUUCGUGCAAGAUAGACGUUUGGAAUGCGUAGAUGAUCCUAACAAGGUGUCAAAUAGUUUGCACAUAUUACACCAGAAAAUCACUGAUAUGAAGCCAAAUGACAGCAUAUUUCAACAUGAUGUUUUGAGACCAAAUGAGAAUUAUGAAUCUGGUGACCAAGUAUUGUUUCCUUGUGAUCCCAUUGCUCUACCAGACUAUGAUUGUUCGGUGUAUGCAUUGCAAGAACAACCAUUGGAUUUCAGGUCAUUCGAUAAUACGAGUGCAGAUAUUCGUAGUCAUCUAGAAUACGCGGAGUACUUAUUAAUGGAAGACAAUAACACAACCGAAACAACAACUGUAUCAGAUAUAUUUUGGUUAAAUGAGAAUAUUGGUGAAAGUUAUAGCCUUCAGUCUUUCUUAGACGAAUCAUUCGGUGUAAGCAAUUUGAAUCAUUCAAAUGGAGUACUAAGUAAAGGAGGUGAAUCCAAUGAGCGGUGCAUCAAUAUUCCUGGACUUGAGGACCAUGGAACAGAGGUUAAUAUGGAAGAUUCGUACAUUCCGAAUUCUGAUUUUGAUAUCUCCAGCAUUUUAGGUGAUAUUUUUUGACGUCGAAAAAGUUACCGAUCCUUUUAGGCAUUGUGAGUCUGUCCAAACUAGAGAUAGGAAGUUUAUAGGUUAGAGUUCAUAUCUCUUUGAAUAUGCAUUUAGUCCAUAGAAAGAUAAAUAGAUAUAUGUUAAGCAAAGUCAUGCUACAGUGUGAUUUCAGCUUCCUAUUACAAAAAGAAAAUACAUAG
Nicotiana tabacum (common tobacco) is the source of this 1607-nucleotide messenger RNA. RefSeq lists its product as uncharacterized. Gene Ontology annotation, cellular component: nucleus. The record is from RefSeq and is a predicted model, not a curated record. Gene Ontology annotation, molecular function: transcription cis-regulatory region binding; DNA-binding transcription factor activity. Lineage: Eukaryota; Viridiplantae; Streptophyta; Magnoliopsida; Solanales; Solanaceae. Gene Ontology annotation, biological process: response to stress; positive regulation of DNA-templated transcription.